UUUUUUUAAAUAAUAUUUAUGUUCCGUCGCAAUGAGUCAAUCAAAAUGCUUUGUACACUUCUUUCUCGGCUACUGGCAGAGGUGGACUAGGAUACAUUUAGAAUGGAUAUUCUGAACGAAUUGGCUGAAAAAUUACAAAGUUACUUACGAAAUCAUAGUAAAUAUCAGUUUUCGUUGAAAUACCAAAACAAACAUCUUUCUAAAACCGGCGAUAUCAUGCUAAAACCGAUUGACCAGGAGGUUAACGCAGAAUUCAGUUUUGAACCGAACAGCUUAAUUACGGAAGGCAGAAAGUGGAAUAUAACAAUAAAUGAAUGUAAAAUAAACAACGGUUCGGUAAGUUUGUUUUUGAAUAGGGUACCUGUUUAUCGAAACAUUAUUGGACAAAUUAUUGAAAACAAAUUGGCGCCAGCAUGGAAACACGAACAAAUUUGCAUAACUUGUGAUGUUGAGGAAAGUGACCAUUUUUCAAUGACAAAUUUUCGAAUGCUAUCUGUCUAUAACAUAGUUAGAAAUAUAAUAAAGUUCAACGGUUAUGACAUUACGAACAAUCCAAAUAUAGAUGGGAUUGUGGAAAAAAUUAUUGUAGGUAAAAGCAGUUCUUUAAAAGCAGUUGGUGUUACACAUAUCACAUGUGCUCCUGUUAUAACCAAUGGAAUAUCCGCUAAUGACUAUAUAAGGAAACGUGCCAACGACAUGCAACUGAUCGCUCAACAUAAAUACGGAAUUCGCGUUAAAGACCAACAACGAUUUCAAGUAACGGUUGCUAGCCUUGGCCGCUCAGCUGCUAUUGUUGACAUGCUGGAAUCUAAAGCCAACAGCCAAAUUGAUUUGAAAAAAGAGAAGAAUAAAUCGAGUAAAGGCGCCGCAUUUAUCUUAUAUAACUAUGCUCGUUUAUCGGUCCUUUUCAAGACGUUCGACCAAAAACAACAUACAAAUUAUUACCCACCGUUACCAGCGGUCGUUGAUAUCGAUUUUAGUUUACUCACCGAAGAAGACGAAUGGCAACUUUUCUGGGUUUAUGUAGCUGGAUUUCCUGCGAUGAUGCAGCACGCUUCCGGUAAUGGCCAACUAGUCAAAAUUGCACCGCAUAUCGUUCUAAGCUUUGCCUCUGGAUUAGUCAUUAGCCUUAGUAAAUAUUAUCGGCGGAUACGAAUACUAACGGAAAAUCGAAACCACCUGUUGCCUGUUAUGUUUGCAAGAAUAUAUCUAUUGAAGUCGGUGUAUAUUGUUCUCUCCACACUGAUGGCAUUGCUGGAUUUAGAGCCAAUAGCAGAAAUGUAAUGUGUUGAUUGUGAUAUUGAGAAUUUUAAUCUGAUUUACGUACCGAUCUUUCCAAACCAUUUUCUGAGUGACGUACAUUUUUAUUUUGUGCGCAGUUGUAUUUAUUCAGCUUUGAAUAUUGCUGACAAGAAUAAACGAUUACUAAUUCAUUUCAACUUACUGGAAGUGUAAAUUAGAUGAAAAAAUUUCCGCUACAGCAAGCCGGACGGUUUUAAAAUACAGAGUGUAAAAAAUGUGGCAAAUCGAUCAUUUUAAAACCAUGCAAACCUGCUCCCAUGACUGACAUUUUAAUUUUAAGUUCCUACAGAUGACCAAGGUGACCAAUAAUGUAACAAAAAUAAAACGUUUAUUUCGCUACAUAUAUUUUAUUUCGCAGCCUGAAAAUAAAAUUCCACGUAGUCCUGAAACAGAAUGAUAACUAACCUACAACACUUGGUCUAGCAAACAAAAAUGUAAUAUGCAAACAAAGUUAAACAGUCUCGAUUGCACCCCGCUUCUUUUGCCGUUCCUCAUUGGCUAUAAAUGAUGUCUCUUCUGAAGUGGGACUCAAUUCAACAGGAACAGUAAUGCUCGCUGGAACUGUAGCUACAGAUAUUACAGAGGGAAUAACUGUUUCUUUUGGAGCGGCGUUAUUUCCACUAGUUUGUCCAUUAUUCGGCAUUGCGCAAAUCGAUGGUUCAAGACUUAAGCGCGAUGGUGUAUGGGAACGAGAAGCUGCAUUCGACGAACCACGUGAGACUGGGCUGGAAUUUUGAGAGUUACAAAAAUCUUCUAAAGGAAUUUCCUCUGAACGUGGCCUUGGAACACGAGGACUGGGUUCGCGAGAUCUUGGAGUAAUUGAUCGAUUAUGGGAAGAAUCGCGUGGUUUUGUUGUGGUAACAGCUAUUGGCUGACUACUCUCUCGGCGUGAUGGAUGGUUGCUUUUCCUGCGGGCUCCGGUAACUUCACUGUUAAAAAAACAUAAGCUAAUUAUCAGUUCAGCAUAGAUUAAUAGCCGUUUUCGUUUUUGUGGUGUAGCUACACCGGGUGCUACACUUUUCGCUGGAUAAACGAACGCUCGCAGUGCAACAGCUACAGCAGUGGUGUGGUAUGGGUGUGUUAGUGUUUUCCUAUCUGCACCAGCUAAACUCUCUUUUUUUCUGGUGUAGCUGGUGCAAAAAAGUGGGCAAAUGGUGUAGCACAAAAAUCGAAAACGAACAGUUUUGGUGCAAAAAAGCUACACCGGUGUAGCUACCCAGCAAAAACGAAAACGACUUGAUGAGAUUCUGCCUACCCAUCAAUAGAACGGCUAGAGUUAAUUUGUACUCGGCUAACACUUCCGGAGGGCAUGCUUUCCCUUCUAAGAGCUGUUGCUAAACCUGGUACCCGGUUCGAUGUGGAAAAAAGUGGGCGAUGUUCCCUUGGUUGUCGUCCACCGGCUGAUCUGAGCAACGAACGCGGCAUCGAUGACCCAGCCGAUCCAAGAAGAGGAAACGAUGGUUCGUUCAUUUGACCCGGGAUUUCCAACAACUGAGCGAUUUGAAACAUUUUCUUCUGACGUGCUUUACUACGUCCUUUUGUCAAACGUUGUUUUGCUGCCAUGCAACGAAUAUGGUCGUCAAACAUAAAUUUUGCUGACAGAAUAGGAGUACGGUUGUUAGUGGCUCCGCCUCGAUGUAUUGUCAAGUGUAAACUUCUAGAGUCUUCUUUAUCACCGUUUACUUCGACAUCUUGUAAAAACCCAACGAACUUGGCAACACCCCAACCUAACCUUUUGCUAUCCGGUUCAACUAGAAUAAGUUGAAGAAUAUCCAUCACAAGAAACCGGCGGUAUUUAGUACCAUCGCGCAUCACCACAGUGCAAGCUAUUAGAUCGCUGUUGUCUGGAAGAAAUAUCUGGUGUAAUAGGUAGUUUUUUUUUAUUUUAAAUAGAGAUAUUAUUCUCACUUAAAUCUAGAGCGUUAUCAACCUGGACACAUUGGCUUAGGUUUGUGAGAGGAAGCAGCAGUUCCCUUUCUCCUGUAAUACUUUGACACGUCCUUCUGAGCAAGAAAAACACUCGAAUCGCACGACGCGCCUUUUCUACUUCACCACAUGGCAAUCGCCGAGUAAAACCUAUUCCCGUCAAUGGAGUUCCAGUCGGGGGAAGUAAAAUAGUUGAAUCGUUGCACAAGAACUCUACAUUUAAAGAACUUUUCACCAUUUCGUUGUAUCUAAAAGGCAGGAUGGUCAAGAAAACUCAAGUCAAAUACAUCAUUCGUGAGAUAUUACUCAUCCUCAAAAAGAUCCAGAAAAAUGUCUUCAGAUUUGUAGAAAUUUCUUAACACAGUCAUGCUCUGAUUUCGCGCAGAGAACAAAGAGUUUCUGUGCUGUUCGCAAAUAUUUAUAUUAGUGGUACCGGUCCCGAUAAUCUGACAGAACAGUUUCAAGGUUAGCUCAAUGGUAACCAAACGGAUCCGACAGGCUAGAAAGAAAAAUGUUUUGAUAGAUUUAUAAACUAUCAAUUAGCAAUCAAUAGCAAACGUCUUCUAUAUGUAUGUUUUCCUUUUAUAGCUCAACAUUAAGGCCAUAAAUCUAGUGUAACUUAUCUUGCUCGCAAAAUUCCCUGAAAUUAAUUAACGAGAUUUUCUAAUUUUUUCAUGUAAAAACUCACAUGGCUGAUUGGAGAGCGUGACAAUUUGGAGCAGCUUUUCCAGCAAAAUUAAAUUGUACUUGGAGCUUCCGGUUGGCGAUGAUUUGUUCAAUACAAUAUCUAACCAUUCGGCAUUCACACCUGCAAAAACAUAAGAACGCUGAAUUCUGUUCAUCUCCCUGUUAAUUUUUUGUGUUAAUCUUGCAAAAUGUUCAAGAUAAAAUAUUAACCAACCAUCUACCGUUAUUGAUGCCACAGAUUAUGUCCAUAGAAAGAUCGGGUGCAGAAUCAGAAUUUAAGACGAACAAUUAUGCGUUACAGGGCAAGUAGCGUGGAUGAUAAGCGAUAAUGAAAUUAUUUCAGUGGCGUAGGUACGUAAUACAUAAACAAUACUGUCGAUACUAGUACGUUAAAGAGUAAUAAUAACAAGACAAUGACGGUCAUACCUUUGUUGUUCGCUAGUGCAUACAAUAGACAAAGAGCCAGUAAAGCAAGGUAAUCAUUUUCAGCGCAAUCCAGUGACGACAAUACCAUAUCGAGAAAAGGUCUAUUGAAUUCAGGGGUUCGAUAUGCAUUGAGCAGAAGCUUUUCCUUUUCUUCGUCUGUAAUAUUCACUUUCUCCAUCUCAUCUGAGAGCGUAGGAGGACUCGGAGAAUCUUUAAUAUAAUACAUAGAAGGUUUCGAAAUUAAAAAACGCAAUUACUUAUUUUACCUGAUAU
Sabethes cyaneus is the source of this 4614-nucleotide messenger RNA. RefSeq names its product DALR anticodon-binding domain-containing protein 3. Gene Ontology annotation, molecular function: arginine-tRNA ligase activity; tRNA binding; ATP binding. The record is from RefSeq and is a predicted model, not a curated record. NCBI's taxonomy places the organism in Eukaryota, Metazoa, Arthropoda, Insecta, Diptera, Culicidae. Bases 103 to 1284 code for a protein of 393 amino acids. The transcript is spliced from 4 exons. Gene Ontology annotation, biological process: arginyl-tRNA aminoacylation; tRNA C3-cytosine methylation.